AUGACUAGUCCAAGAAAGACUCCGAAAACGUCUGAAACUUCAACCAAGAGAGCCGCUUCCUGCCAUCGCUCACUAUCCUCAGCUUCUGAAGACUCUGCGCCAAAGCCAAAACGAUCGAACACACGGAACGGUCAGAAAACUCAAAAGAGAUCCUCUCGUCGAGACCUCCCAUCCAACUCCGACUACCUCCCGCUUUCUUCUUCUGAGUCUUCUGAUGAUGAAGAACAGAAAAACAAUACAUCGAAUAUAUUGAGAAAACGAGGUAGAAAACCAGCGCCAAAAGUCGAGUUCACGGAAGAACAAAAAGAAUUCGCACAAAAAACGCUGAGAGAAUUUUAUGAAGAGAAAGGAUUCCCAUCUGCAGCGGAGAAGGAAGAGCUCGCAAAGCAACUCCACAUGACCAGAAAAAAUAUAGGUAAAUUUUUCUAUCGAAAGAAGAUCUCAGAAGAAGCGGGGAAAUGUUCGGAUAUCUCCGAAAAAGCGAGAGAACAUUUCAGAAAAAUAUUGGCGGUAAAACAGCACCCAACAACGGAGGAGAAACGGGAAUUAGCAGCAAAGUACAAUUUGAAUCUACCAAAAGUUUCACUCUGGUUCAAAACCAACAGAGAUAAAUUGAAACCGAAACCGGAACGUACUCCCGAGGAAGCUGAACGUUUGAGGAAAAGAAAAGCAGCGUUGGAAAGAGAAAGGCAGCGAAAAAAGAAACUUGAGUCUAACAAGCCACCACCGUUCGCGUUCAGUGAGGAACAGAAAAACUUUAUGAAAGCAAAAUACGAGGAGGUCAAGUAUCCAACAAGAGAUCAAUGCGACACCUGGGCAAGAGAAAUCAAGUUGACCGGAUUACAGGUGUAUAACUUUAUCCAAAAAGUAAGAACUUUGAACAGAGUUCCCGGAGCCAGAGAAGAGAGCGUUAAGAAGACUCGAGAAAGAAAAAAACAAGGAUUAAAAAAACAAUACUCUCUCAAGCCAAAGGGACACCCACCUCUAUCGGAAGAAGAAGCUGCUCCCAUCAUCAAGCAGUUUCUCGAGGAGAACCCGAACCACCGAGAGAUUGGAUAUGAUGGGUUGAUGAAUCAGAUAUACUGGCCCAAAUAUAAAAUAUUGAAUUUCAUUAAACCACCAAGACGGCUAAGUCAUAAAACGAGCAGGCUUUCUGCUGAAAACAAAGAAGAAUUGAAACGAGAAUUUGAAAUGAAUCAGUUUAUUCCGUUUGUGAGAGCUGAAGAGAUUGCCAGACCAAUGAACGUCGCAGAUCGAGCGGUUGUUCGUUGGGUGUACAAAAGACGGAUUCGUGUUUUGAAGAAGUACCUGGAUGAGAAAAAAGGCGUGGACAGUUUGCCCUCGACUAUGAAAUUAUUGGAGCUCCAAUAUUUGAAACAAUCAGUGAUAGAGACGAUGGAAACUGCAAACGAGUUGAAAGAAAAAACAGGACUGAGAACAUGUGUGGCAUUGGCUUACUUCCGAAUGAGAAGAAAAUUAGACAGAAUGAGAGGAAAAAGUGUGAUCGACGAAAAUGAUGUCCCAAUGCUGACAAGUGGCAAAAAACGUGGUGAGGCUAAAUCAUCUUCCACCAGAAAGCGCGCCCAGGAAAAUGAACAAUCACCUCAAGACGUCGAUCUGCCAAAUCAGGACAAUGAGAUGUCAAUAAAACCAGAAAUCGAUUCAGACGACGAUUCCUUUGAUUCGGACGAUUGGUCCGACUCGGAUGAUUGGUCCGACUCGGACGAUUCCUGGAACAACAUACCAGUUGUAAAAGAAGAAGUUGAGGAUGAGAGCACCGGAUUGCCCGUCCAGGAAGAGGAACCAUCACCUCGAGACUUUGACUUCGAUCUGCCAAAUCAGGGCAACGAUGUGGAAGGAGAAGAACACGUUGAACUUGACGACGGUCUCCCCAACGAGAACGAUAGUUUCUACGAGUCCGGCUGGUCCGACUCGGAACUUUCCUCAGACUCGGACGAUGAACAUUUUCUCCUACUCGGACAACCAAUUGUGAAACAAGAAGUUGAAGAUGCAGAGAAUAGACCUGUUGUGAAAGAAGAAGUUGACGAUGGCAGCUAUGCUGCUGCUACACUGAGAGAGCCGUAA
Caenorhabditis remanei is the source of this 2085-nucleotide messenger RNA. RefSeq lists its product as uncharacterized. The transcript has 11 exons. Gene Ontology annotation, molecular function: DNA binding. Lineage: Eukaryota; Metazoa; Nematoda; Chromadorea; Rhabditida; Rhabditidae. Bases 1 to 2085 code for a protein of 694 amino acids. The record is from RefSeq and is a predicted model, not a curated record.